Messenger RNA from Sabethes cyaneus, 2027 nucleotides. It is a transcript of the gene sea, whose product is annotated as putative tricarboxylate transport protein, mitochondrial. The transcript has 4 exons. Gene Ontology annotation, biological process: mitochondrial citrate transmembrane transport. Lineage: Eukaryota; Metazoa; Arthropoda; Insecta; Diptera; Culicidae. The coding region runs from base 332 to 1291 and encodes 319 amino acids. The record is from RefSeq and is a predicted model, not a curated record.
UAGGUAGUAGGCGUGCAUUCAGAAAUUAUGAAACGUUAUCAAGACGAUCCUCUGAGUUUUGGUCUUAGUUGUCCAGCAGCAACCGCUACCGAAAAACAUUGUGUAAUCUAGAUCUUGAAAAUGUAACCAGUCUAGUCGUGGAAAACGUGUUUGUCUAAAUCGCAAAAAUUGCUUGUAAGUGAAACUUGUGACGAUACUAUCUACUAUAUCACGAAUCUGAAAGAGGGCCGAAACAGACAGUUUUCUACAGCAUAAACGACGCCACUCUCAUCGAAAUAUAUUACAAUUAGCGUCUUUUUUUAGUUGUACGCACCAUACGGUCAUCUAGAUUAUGGAUCGAUUUCCCACCAGCAAGCACGGGUUUCGAAACCCAUUCGGGCAAAGACCAUGGAUGGAGCAAAGCGGAGCGGCAGCACCGGCCGGAGGGGCUACCGGACUGAAGGGUAUAAUAGCUGGCGGCAUUACCGGGGGUAUUGAAAUUUGCAUUACAUUUCCGACAGAAUACGUCAAAACGCAGCUUCAGCUGGACGAGAAAGGUGCAACUAAGCAAUACAACGGCAUUGUUGACUGCGUUAAAAAGACGGUAAAAACUAAUGGUUUCUUUGGUCUCUACCGGGGACUGAGCGUGCUACUCUACGGGUCCAUACCGAAGUCAGCAGUUAGGUUCGGUGCCUUUGAAACAUUUAAAGGACAUUUAAUAGAACCUAGUGGCCAACUAAGUACCUCAGGUAAACUGCUCGCCGGUCUCGGCGCAGGUAUCGCAGAGGCUAUCCUUGCUGUUACGCCCAUGGAAACCGUUAAAGUGAAGUUCAUCAAUGAUCAACGAAGUCCAAACCCAAAAUUUAAAGGCUUCUUCCACGGUGUUGGCAUGAUUGUUCGGCAAGAGGGCAUGUCCGGUGUCUAUAAGGGCCUAACAGCAACCAUCAUAAAACAAGGUUCCAAUCAGGCCAUACGUUUCUAUGUGAUGGAAUCGCUAAAGGAACUAUACAAGGGAGAUGAUCCUUCCAAACCUGUGCCAAAGAUGAUGGUCGGUGCCUUUGGUGCUGUUGCAGGUGCUGCCUCUGUAUUCGGAAACACACCCAUAGAUGUGGUGAAAACUCGAAUGCAGGGACUGGAAGCUUCCAAAUACAAAAACACAAUGGACUGUGCUGUAAAGAUCUGGAAAAAUGAAGGUCCGUUUGCCUUCUACAAAGGAACAGUUCCACGGCUUAGUCGUGUAUGUCUAGAUGUAGCUAUCACGUUCAUGAUUUACGAUUCAUUCAUGGAGCUUUUCAAUAAAUUCUGGCGCUAGGACUAGACACAACAUCAAAGCAGUAAGAGCGCCACAUCUUAUCACACCACAUUGAACUUGACAAAUCGCAACAAGAACGAUAAGACUAAACACACGCGCGCUCAUCUCAACUAUCAUUGGCAGGGUAUUCUGAAGCUGACGCAUUUAAAAAACGCAUAUAUAACGUCGUGACGCAUUUGUAGCGAAAGCAAACUCAAAUUACUGGUAUAGUCAAUCUCUCACACUCAUGUGCGAUACGCAACCGAACCUAAUCAACACAUAUUUACUGUAACGUUGAUCGGUAUGAAAGUAGUUUGUUCAAGCUAAACAAGAAGCACAGCUGUAGAACGUAGGUUGUUGAUUGCACAAACUUCGAACAGUGGUUUACCCUCCGAGUCCGAUUCGAAUCAUUGCCAUUUUUACACACACGCGGGUUCUACAAACUUACAACUGUACUUUAAUUUUCUGACGUACUUCAACCAGCCAUUCCAGUUUAUGUGCAAACUAUCUGUUUAACUUAUUUUUAAGAAAAAUUCUAAAUCUAAAAGGUGUACCAAAAACAACAAUCUGUACUAAAUGCUUAAUUUUGGCCAAACAUGCGAUUAAUUCCUCAAUGUUGAAAUUUAUGGUUUUAUUUACUGUUUUGUAUAGCAAUGUUCUUUAUCGUAUCUAUUUUGGCAACAAUCGGAAUCAAACACAAGAAACGUAAUGCCUAUUUAUUGUUGGAUGUGUAAUAUAUUAUUAUGAAUGUAUCAUA